AUGAUAAAAUGGAGUUUUAUAAAUAAGAUAAUACACGAAGAACGUAAAGCUGGGCAUGCAGGUCAAGAAAAAGCCGCCAAAAAAAUGUUACAGGUUAGCAAUGCCGUAAUUCCAGAGUUCAAAAUUAAUGACUGCAUCACAAUUUCUGUUCCAAAAGUCGACAGAGGGCCAUCGGAUCCUGCUCGCGUGAUUGCUGUCAUUAUUGAAAAAAAAAAAUGA
Macrosiphum euphorbiae (potato aphid) is the source of this 219-nucleotide messenger RNA. Lineage: Eukaryota; Metazoa; Arthropoda; Insecta; Hemiptera; Aphididae. The record is from the annotation of a GenBank genome assembly.